AUGCGGUCUCUCGUUUUUGUUGGCGUUUGCCUGCCGCUCAUUUCGGGAUCGCCAGUUGACAUCCUUCGCUCUGAUCUAUCCCCUCGUCUUGUCACCAGCAUUGAGCAGGCCUCCUGUGGCGUGGUUGGGUACAAGCCAGACCCGAUUCUUACAAGAAGUCUGAAAUGUCGUUUGGUUGAUUGUCAGGAGCUUUGCUCUGCCAUUGCUGGCUGUCAGAGCUACGCACAGAGCAGCGCCAGAUGUCUUCUGUUCUCUUCCCCUGUUGCUGAAGGAUUCCAACAAGACUCAGCAUCUCCAUUUACCUAUUACGAUAUUGACUGCUCUACGCCCAUGACUUCAAGCACUGAAACUCUGCCCGAAACCACCGACAGCGUUACUACCGAGUUGUCCACAUCGGGUACAGAGGUCACUGCAACUUCAAACCCGCUGCCCUCGUCGACAACAGCUACCUUUGUUACAGAAAUCAGCACAGAAUUAGCCUCUGCAUCUAUUUCAGCCUCCAGUGGGACGAUCUCCACGACAAAAACUGACCUCACAACAGAUCCAGAGAGCGCGAGUACUUCGGUGUCCAGCGAUAUUACCUCAACAGCAAUCACGCUCAGCUCAAAUACCGAAACAACCACUACGGGAGAUGCAACAACCAUAGCUGCAGGCGAAUCUACCACUGCCACUUCAAGUACACCUACUGUCUAUAUCAUCCGUCUGGUGAAUCCAGACGAGUCUACCUUUGGUUAUGUGUCCACUGCCCCAGGCCACAAUCGUUUAUCUGGCCCCAAAGAGGAAGCAUUGGAGAUUCGGAUAUCUGCACCUGAGCCAGGUGCCACUUCUCAAUUGGAUUUCGUCCAUGCUGAGACCUUCGGUGGCCUCACACGCUUAUGUGCCGUUCAGAGUACCCAUAACGCAAAUGCCGACUUGGGGCCAGACUCGUCUUUCUACAACUACCUUUCUACAUGUACUCCUAGUCCUCCCGGUAGCCCACCAGCCUAUUUUUACCACGCUUGGACUAACUGGGCUGAACUUCAUCGAUAUACGUUGGCAGCUGAAUCAGCUAUUUGGAUCGUUAACCCUGACACUCUAGAGGUCACUGCUUCUUGGAUAAAUACCGACGGAUCCGCUCCUCCUACUACCCUCUUUAUCCCUGAAACUUCCAACUGGAUCGGUAUGACUGGUAGUCUGUCUGCACUGCAGGCUGCCUUUCCAAACCAGCCAUACAGACGCAUCAAGUUGGUUCUUGAGCCAAUCUCGUAGGUGGCUUCAAGUUCGGAGCAGGACGACCUACAAGGUCGGCGUUUGGAUAUUGACCCGCGUAUCAAUUUAAUUCACAAAUGAUAUCAACUUCUCUUUCGACCGACUUCAUUGUGGAGGGAUGUGUCAUCUUUUCGGAAGUACCUUAGAACUGGCGCGGCGUGGCCGGAAGUUUGUCCAAAGUCCAAGAUGCUUUCACCGAUGGGCCUUUCCGUCGGAUCAAGUUAGUUCUGGAAUCAAUGUUAUUGAUGGC
This is a messenger RNA of Fusarium odoratissimum NRRL 54006, 1498 nucleotides long. RefSeq lists its product as uncharacterized. The record is from RefSeq and is a predicted model, not a curated record. NCBI's taxonomy places the organism in Eukaryota, Fungi, Ascomycota, Sordariomycetes, Hypocreales, Nectriaceae. Bases 1 to 1248 code for a protein of 415 amino acids. The transcript is spliced from 5 exons.